Messenger RNA from Melanotaenia boesemani (Boeseman's rainbowfish), 753 nucleotides. It is a transcript of the gene atp6v0e1, whose product is annotated as ATPase H+ transporting V0 subunit e1. Gene Ontology annotation, biological process: proton transmembrane transport. The transcript is spliced from 4 exons. NCBI's taxonomy places the organism in Eukaryota, Metazoa, Chordata, Actinopteri, Atheriniformes, Melanotaeniidae. Gene Ontology annotation, cellular component: proton-transporting V-type ATPase, V0 domain. The record is from RefSeq and is a predicted model, not a curated record. Gene Ontology annotation, molecular function: proton-transporting ATPase activity, rotational mechanism. The coding region runs from base 120 to 365 and encodes 81 amino acids.
ACGUGAUUUGCGCGUGACGUCGUUGGGCCACUUUUGGCUGCUGUGCUGUACCAAAGUUGCCUUAAGUUAAAACUUUGUACUUCUGAUACAUUCUUUGUUUUUUAGGCACAUUUCCCACAAUGGCGGAUCAGAGAUUUGCGAUUGCCAUGUCUGUCAUGACCCUGUUUUGGGCUUUAGUUGGAGGAGUUGUGCCUUGGUUUAUCCCUAAAGGACCAAACAGAGGUGUGAUUGUCACAAUGCUGGUGCUAACUUCAGUCUGCUGUUAUCUCUUCUGGUUGAUAGCAAUUCUGGCCCAGCUAAACCCACUGUUUGGGCCCUCCUUGUCCACUGAUACCAUCUGGUACCUGAAUUACCAGUGGCCUUAAUUUGCCUAUAGGACUCCUCACUCUGCAGAGUACCUCGGUAUCAGAGUGCCCAACACUGCUGCAUCUCAAUGAAUGUUUGCAACUGCAGAUAACAUGCCUUCAGAUUGCCUUAACACGCAGAUCCCUGUGAUUUUGGAGUCUCGUCCACACUGUUGCUUUGUUCAGAUUGAUUAUCAAAGGACUCUCAAAGAGAUUCAUAGAAAUCUCACUGGAAAUGCUUUAUUUUAAAUCAGCUUUCAUUUGUUGUUUAGUAUAUAUAUAUUGUGCACAGUUGUGCUAAAUGUUAAUGUCAAUAUGAAAUACAUUUAAUAAACUGUUUUGUGUAUUUAACAUAAUCUUGGUUUUGUCUGUUUGUGUUUGUUAUAAACCAAUAAAUUUAUCAACUUCA